Stegodyphus dumicola is the source of this 6377-nucleotide messenger RNA. RefSeq lists its product as uncharacterized. NCBI's taxonomy places the organism in Eukaryota, Metazoa, Arthropoda, Arachnida, Araneae, Eresidae. The record is from RefSeq and is a predicted model, not a curated record.
CCUCUUCCAAUGGCAGAGCUUCAGCAUCUUCUCAACUUUCCUUCUGCGCUCUCAACCACCCUCCAAUUUUUUUUUUCUUCUCGCAUCAUUAUUGUUAUUAUUUUCUUCUACGCUGUUGCCCCUGACCUGUAACCUUGGAUUAAACAACAUGCAUGACAUUCGGAUUAGGUGCACCUAACACAAGUGAUUUUAUUUCGGAGCAGAAGACAUGAAAAAUAUGCCUUACUUUCCCCGAACUUCGAACUUUGGAUCUUCUCAUUGCUAGCCAGCUAUACUUUCCAGUUACACCCAAGGAGGGAGAAAAGUUCCAAGAGAUAAGAUUGAGAAAGGAGGACGAGAGCUACAACUUAAUGACAUGGAAAACUCGAGCGAACAAUUCUCGAAGCAAAUAAGUAGCAACAGUCACCAGAAUUCAGUGUCUCGGACUCAUUCUCAGGAUCCUUUGGAUUCAUCCUCGGCGAGUUCUCUUUCUGCGUUCGCUGACCACAGUGAUCAAAAUAUGCAUUCCGGAGGACAUGAUUCUUUGUCUCAUGCACAGAAAUCUGAAGAAACUUCCCCAAGGGCUUCGAUGGACGAGGCUCUGAAGUCUGAGAAGGCUUUCAUCGAGUUUGUCAUGUCUCUUCCUGCCAAAGAACCUUCGGAACAUCACAGAUCGGCUGACUCCGUGUCUAUUAAGAGUAAAACUCAAGUACCUGGCCCCAGUAAAGUAGGACUGGAUCAUCUGGACAAUCUCUGCAAACUCAUGGAACAGCUGAGCGAGCUUCGAGAUACCAACAACAAACUUCAGAAGAGGGUACAGUACCUAGAAGAUCUGAAGACUUUGCACGACAUGCAUAAAGAGAUCAACGAAGAUGCUCAGUAUAGCUCAGAGGAUGCUCUAAGCAACAAGCGCCGUCCUUACGAACUGACGAAAAGUGCUACUGAGACUUUCUGCCCAAAGAAGGAAGAAUCUCACGUAACAAUCACCUCUAGGAGUUCUUCUAAGUACCUCAGUCGCAGAAGUCGACACCAGAGUACUGGAGGCCAGCGGAGAGAGAGAAGCAAAAGUGUUGGACAUGAAGAUGCGUGCGAGGAUACUAAAUCUAAAAGAAUAUUCCCGAAAUGGUCCAAAGUCAAAGAGGCAUUCGGAUGGGAAAGUGAACGAAAGGAAUCUGUGAAGAUAAAAAAUGAUUGCGAUUCUGGCAAUUUCAGACGCUGUUCUGACGAAACUCGCGGGUCCAUACGUCAUCCGGGAAGUCCCACUUGGUAUCAAGAUGACAUUUCCUUUCAUUCCUCGGAUGAAGACGUUAAUGAAGAUCUCGAACCAGACCAAUUGAAAAGAGCGUCAGUUGCAUCUGAAAAGUACGUAGCACACUUGGAAACUCCCGUUGAUCAACUCAGACGACAAAAGUCAACUCCAAGUCCUGGAAGCGACAAACUUACUUCUUAUCGAGAAGCACUUGAAUUAAAACCCAAGUCAUCCACAAUUGAACGUGAUUCUUAUACGAACCAAGACUAUGCAAAAUUUGACAAGGAUGACAGCAAACGUGGAAAGAGUCCUUGGGGAAGAGUCAAGACCAUUAUUGAAAGACGUAGAGACAGUCUAAAAAGGCGAUCGCUUCGUAGAGAUCAUUUGUGCACGGACUGUGAUUCCUUGGCCAAAGGCACCGUCGAUCCACUGGACUUGAAACCGUGCGAAGAAUGCUCGGAAUGUGCAUCUAGACAACAAGUGGAACACCAGAAAAGGAAGAGUAGUAAACCUGCACCCAUAAGUAUAGACCAGGAGGGAGAUAGUGGUGGACCACGCACACCCAGUUCUUCACCCACCUUUCAUAGGAAAUCACGAUGGACAAAAGUUAAGAAAGUAUUAAAAGGUAAGAAAGAGGAAGAAAAGGAUCCUACAUCUGUAUCCACUCCGACUAGUCCUAAUUGUACCCAGGAUGGAAAUUUCCCAUUUGACGUCAUUGAAGAAAUGUCUCAAGGAUCCUAUGAAGAUUCUCGAGAAAUCCCUCGAGUGGGGAGUGAUAGCCAUGUGCAUCAAAUGGCGCUAACCGCACCUACUUCUGAACUCAUGCUUCAGCUUCAACGCAAUUUAAGUGAAGACUUUCAUCGUAAAAUAGAGGAAUGGGAUCGCAUACGAUCCGCUGGCCAUACGUCAUGCUCACCUCAUUGGGACAGAAAAGCCCCAGAAACUGCUAGAGCUCGCAAAAAAUCCGAUCGUUAUGAAAAAACCAUGAAACCUAAACUCAAGGAUUUAAGUUGGUUAGAAAAAGAAUUGCAGAAAAUUGAAAAGGAAAAGCAAAGAUUGUCUAAAGAAAGGCAAAAAUAUGAAGAAAGAGCUCUUCGUCUGGAGAAAUUGAAAGAAACUGUACUUAGUGCAAGCAGCUCGAAUAAACGAGAAGUUUUAGUCAAGACGGCUGCUGGUGAAUUUCGGUUUGAAGGCAUCUCUGACGCUUUCACGAAGAAACUAUACGAAUGGGAGACUAAACGAGGGGUUAGACCUGAAUUAUCCACUAUUGCGCUUUUGGACUCCAGUCGUUUAAGCGUUCAGCCUAGCCUGAUUCCCAAAGCUGGUGCUUUGCAAAGAGUAGUAUCUAGGUCCGAGUCUAGUAUCGCAGACAUUGGACAGCCAUCGCACAAUUCUUCGAACUCACUACCGUCCUUGAAAUUACCAGAUACGUUAGAUACGGAAAGACAGAAUCAUCCAUCUCGAGCAAACUCCGAGCCAGACUUGUCGACAUUGGUUGCAUUGACAAAUGGUACAAAUAUCUCAGUUUCCAGCUUGAGCAGGAAUGUAGGCGAUUCCUUGGAGGAUGAGCUUGCAGAACCAGGAGUAAAUAAAGAGAGCGAAGAAGACGAUCUAGAUAAAAGAAGGAAGGAUUCGGAGACCUAUUACGGUCUUCUAGAAGAAAAUGUCAUUCUUUUAGAACAACUUAAGGAUAAAGAAGAAAUCUGCAGGAGACUAGAAAAGGAAUUGGAAAUGCUUGAUGCAAAAGUCGAUGUGAUGAAUCAACAUCAUAUGCAAGAAACAGAGCGUUACCGAGAAAAGUUGUGGGAAAUGCACAAACCAGGAGCAACACCGAGAGACGUUCAAUGCUGCUUACACACCAUGGCCCAGCUUCGCAAGAGAAUCGACGUUCUGGAAAGAUAUACCGAGAAACUGAGAAACGACAGAGAAUCUGUAGAAGACAGUUUCCGAUACCAUUCAAAACAGCAGGAAAAUAUGACUUUAGAUUUGUUGGAAAAAAUGCGAGAACUUCAAGCGGCAGGUUCAAACACAGAAGACAAUGAAACAAAAGCUCCAGUUUCUUCACACGCAGAGGCCAUCGAAAGGUUGCAAGAUCUAUCAGCUCUGCUCGUUAAGCAGACACAAGACCUAGAAGAAAUGUUGUCUCAAAAGACCCGCCAAAUCUGUCAGUUGAGAUGGGAACUUUUGCAUCGAGAUUUAUCCACCGUCAAGUUAGAAACAGAAUUGCACACACAUACUGCGCACAGGAAAAGGUCAAAAUACGCCCAUUUCAGAUCUCAUUCGUCAGAAGAAGCUUCUGCAUACUUGCCCACACAAGGCGAAGAUCUGAGCAAUAGAAUGACAGCUACAGAAGCAUUCUACGAAGCUUUGCCUCUCACAGAAUUUAAAGCCACACAACUCUCAAACACAGUUCAACAGCUAAGCAGAGAAGUGCUAAAACUAACAUCAGCAGCAGACUAUUCUAAAGGAAGCUGUAAGGAUUCACAGAUGGCGAUAGCAUCAACAAAUGCCGAGAAUUCAAGAAUGAAACGUAAAUCUCAAGCUGCAACAAUGGAUCAAAGAAAACAAAUCACCGUAAGAAGGAAUUCUGCCGAAAAUAUUAGCAUCAUUUCUGCGAAUGAGGAUUCGUGGAAAGAGAAUAGCUCAUCAUCUGCAGAAUCUGAGGUUUCAUCUGAUGACGAUUAUACUAGAGUUGCCUGGCGUCCUGUACCCAUGUCUCCUGCAAAUGCGGAUGCAGAACGGCUCUUAAUGUCAUAUGGCGAGCAUCCCCCUAGAGGGUAUACGCAAAGGAGAAAGAAACUCCAGAAAGUUGCAAUAAACUGCUCAAGUACAGGAAGGAGAAGAUCUAACACUUUCCAUAUACAGAGAAAUCUAGAACGUUCCUCAGACAAAAGGCCUCAAAAAUGUCAAUCUUUCAGAUUGCCACGGAUUUCUUAUCUUCAGGAAAUAGAAGGGAGAAGCAAUUUAUCAGAUUCUAAUCUCAAUUUCAAAAAUUUGUGUCGAGACAUUAGAAAUCAAGAACGAAUUAGAAAUCAACUGGCUAAAUGUCAAAGCAUACGCGGAGAAAGUUCAGAUAUUGCACAGGUAGCAUCAUUAGUAAAAGACAACAAUAAAUUGUUGAGAGAAGUAGCAUCUGAUUCAAAAAUACCUUUUCUUAUUCAAGUGCAACGUUGCCUUUCAGAACGAGCUGCACAGAAUAAAGAAUCACCCAAACUUCCAAACAGAUCAAUGAGUGACAAGCACAGAAAAGAAACAGUAACAGAAAGAAGGGAGCAAUUUCAAAAAAAGCGAUCGAAAAAACGUCUUAAACCACCAGAAUCACUAUCCUCUACGGAUCAUUCGGAUAACAUGUUCCAGCAAUCCAUAGCUUCAGAAAAUUAUACUUCACAAGGAAUAGCAUUGGUAAAUGGUAAAAAAAGUACCAAACAAAAAGAAUUAAUUCCCGUAUAUGAAGAGGACAGAAAUAUUACAACUAAACCAAAUAAGCUCAUAGAUCAAUCUCAUUCCACAAAUCAGUCCAUAAAUAACGAUGCUACAACAGUAACAAUUCAACUUCCAAAACGAAAACUGAGAAAUGCAGUGAAGUGUUUUAGAGAUACAAAGGAAACCGAAGAGCAAAUAGUUACUAUAGUUAUGCCUAAGAAACGUAGCCUAAGUUCAGAACAAGAUUCAAGUGUUUCGGAAAGUUCAUCAAAAGAAUCUUCAAGAAUAAUUACAGAAGGUAAAUCUGAUGUUUCGUGUGAAGUUUUUCUCCAAAAAACAACAGAUAAGCAUUCAUUAACAAACUCUAAUAAUAAAAACAACUGUAUAAAAAUGCGUGAAGCACAAAAGGACCUGAAAUUUUAUGAUCCACAGUCAUUUAAUAAAGAUAAUUUUCCUAAGCAUUCAAAUGUUAAAACCAUAACGCAUGAACUAGUUCAAACACAGUUGUUACCUCAGGACCGUCUAAAUGAGGAACCGGAGCGUUUUGUUAAGGCUGCAGAUGUGAAUGACACAAAUAAAAUUUUAAAUUGCGAAUUUAACAAAGUCCAGGCAGCUACAGAAUCAAAAGAUAUUGGUAAAUCUGAUAACCUUUAUGUUAAAUCCCCAUCAGCACCACAGUUAGAUUGGCGAAAGGUUGGUCCAAAAAACCUAUCCUGCGAAGGGGCUACAAAUGUCAAAGCAUUGAUUGAAAGAUAUAAUCAAAAGGUAAUUGAGAGCCAAUCUCCCACAAGUCCUUUGUCUAGUAAUGUAAGUUCCCCAAUAACUGAAAGAAAAGUUUCAACUAAUUUUCAUAGCACUAAAAGUAUUCCACCAGUUAUUACGCAUUCUUGCAGCACUCCAAAUACUCCAAGCAUUUUAUAUGCAUCAGCAUAUUAUAAUCCCGUUAUUUUCAAGCCAACUAAUUUGGACUUCUUUCCUGCCACACCACCAUCUAGUCCCAAUUCCAGUGCCAGAAGUGAAGCUGUCAGGAAAGCCAAAGAACAUUUCAUUUCAUCACCUGUGUCAACAAGUUUACCUGUAAGUUUCCGAACUGAUCAGUCAAAUUUCGGUCUAUCUUCAACACAAAAAUAUGGCGACACACAUUCACCAGAAACAGAUCUAUCGUUACAACACACACAACAUGAUGCCAGAUUUAAAACAAUCUCUACAACAAGACGAGAUGAAGAUACCUUGUCUAAUAGUUCCAUCGAUUCCAUGAGUCUUGUUGUCUUUCGGACAGGUGAGAACUGCCAAGAAUCUCGAUUGUCCAAGAGAACAUCAGAUUAUCAAAAGAGCGGGUCACAAACAAUAGAAGGAAAUAACUUGAAAACAUCAAAAUCCUUAUCAAACUCUUCACUCUUUAAAUCAGUGCUUAGUUCUGAUUUCAAAAUGCCUUCAUCUUUCCUCAAAUUAAGACGAAGUAAACGUAAAAAGGACAUGGCUACGGUCAGUCAACUGUGCAGACAGAGCUUAUUGCUCACAGAUGAAGGUAUUUCAGAGCUGCCUCAUCCAGCAUCACACAAAAGUUGUCCUUCGUCACCAGACCUCAAACCAAAAGGUUCUUCAAAAAGCAGUUGGUUUCAUAGAAACUUGUUUGGUCAUAAAUAAAACAAUAUAUUUAUUUUGUAGAAUACAAUUUUCUGUAUAUUGCCGUUACUGUAUUAAAUAAUCUUCAGUUAACAAGAAU